ACCUUAAAAAUCAAGAUUUAAUAGAAACUGAGUUUUAUCGAUCUCAUCUUUCUCUUUCCCAUUUCCUAUUGCAUUUGCAAUCUCCGAAUCGAAGUGUUACACCAUACUACGGCAUGUCGUUUAUGUAACUACUUAGAUUUUACUCUCGAAUAAGCUGAAAAAUGAAUCUCUUAAGUUUCUGUUGUGUUAUGGAUGUCAUGGCAUGGAGAGGCACGUUUUUUACAGUAUUUAUUCUUCAUUUUGUGUUCGCUUGCCAGUUUCUCUUGUUGCAGCCGCUUGUUUCAGCUUUGGAUGGGAAACCUGGAAAUGCUGCUGAGUUGUUUGAAAGAGUUUCGCAAAGUAUAAAGGUGAAACAUUACAUUGAAGCACUAAACGAUCUUAAUGCUGCUAUUGAGGCAGAUCCUACUCUUUCAGAAGCAUAUUAUCAUCGUGGAGCUGUCCUGCGCCAGUUAUGCAGGCACUUUUUCAAUGUAGAUAUGAGGAAUCUGAGAAGAACUACAGAAAGUUUCUAGAGUUGAAACCAGGGGACUCAGUUGCAGAAAAGGAUCUUUCUCAAUUGCUUCAGGCUAAGAGCUCUUUGGAUACAGCUUUUAAGCUUUUUGACUCAGGCGACUACACAAAACCCUUGGAAUACGUUGAUAAAGUUGUUCUUGUUUUUUCACCAGCUUGCACUAAGGCUAAAUUCCUUAAAGUGAAGUUGUUGUUGGCAGCUAAAGACUAUUCUACUGCCAUUUCUGAAACUGGAUAUAUUCUCAAGGAAGAUGAGAAUAACCUAGAAGCAUUGUUGCUCCGUGGACGUGCGUACUACUAUUUAGCAGAUCAUGAUGUUGCUCAAAGGCAUUAUCAGAAAGGACUUCGCUCAGAUCCAGAGCAUAGUGAACUUAAGAAAGCAUAUUUUGGAUUGAAAAAUUUGCUUAAGAAGACAAAAAGUGCAGAAGAUAAUGUAAAUAAGGGUAAGCUGCGCCUCGCAGUGGAGGACUACAAUGCAGCUCUUGCGUUGGACCCUAAUCAUACUGCACAUAAUGUACAUCUUCAUCUUGGUCUGUGCAAGGUCUUGGUCAAGCUUGGCAGGGGGAAGGACGCUUUAAGUAGUUGCAAUGACGCACUUGACAUUGAUGGGGAUCUUCUUGAAGCCUUAGUUCAGAGGGGUGAAGCUAAACUUUUAACUGAGGACUGGGAAGGAGCAGUUGCAGAUUUCAAAUCAGCUGCUCAACAAUCACCUCAGGAUAUGAAUAUUCGGGAAGCAUUGAUGAGGGCUGAGAAAGCUCUUAAGAUGAGCAAACGCAAGGAUUGGUACAAGAUUUUGGGAGUUUCAAAGACUGCAUCCAUAUCCGAGAUCAAGCGUGCCUACAAGAAGCUUGCUCUCCAGUGGCACCCAGAUAAGAAUGUUAAUAACAGAGAAGAAGCGGAGGCCAAAUUCCAAGAAAUUGCUGCAGCAUAUGAGGUUCUUGGAGACGAAGAAAAGCGAACAAGAUAUGAUAGAGGGGAAGACAUUGAAGAUAUGGGAAUGGGAGGAGGUGGCGGUGGCUUCAACUUUGGUGGUGGAGGGCAGCAAUUCACUUUUCAUUUUGAAGGAGGCUUUCCUGGUGGUGGCUUCCCUGGUGGCUUUGAAUUUAAUUUUUAACCGCAGUGAAGGUUGGCUCUCCUUCUCUUUCAACAUGAUUUGGAAUUACCAAUUUGACUAAUGCUGACUGCUAUUCCGUGGUAUAUAUUUGGGGCCAUCAAAAGAGGCUUGUUAAAUGGAGAAUGUAUCCCUUCAAAAAGUUUUGCUUCAAUGGAUAUCUUCAUUCUGGAAUUUAUAGUAGUAGUUCAUUAUGUUCAUUUUAGUUCUUUUGUUGGUUAUAUACUUGAUGUAUCCUCCUAAGUAUUAAUGAUGUUAAAUUCCAUUUAACAUGCUCUGGUUCUUCAACAAAGAGAAAAAGCUUAUGCCAAUUUCUUUUUACUUUUA
Molecule: messenger RNA, 1948 nt
Organism: Mangifera indica (mango)
Lineage: Eukaryota; Viridiplantae; Streptophyta; Magnoliopsida; Sapindales; Anacardiaceae
Product: dnaJ protein P58IPK homolog B
Exons: 9
Coding region: 452-1624 (390 amino acids)
Cellular component (GO): endoplasmic reticulum lumen
Molecular function (GO): protein binding
Source: RefSeq, a predicted model, not a curated record